Molecule: messenger RNA, 410 nt
Organism: Caenorhabditis elegans
Lineage: Eukaryota; Metazoa; Nematoda; Chromadorea; Rhabditida; Rhabditidae
Exons: 2
Coding region: 49-336 (95 amino acids)
Source: RefSeq, marked reviewed
CACACUUUGAACAAGCUAUUUUUUUAUUCUCUCAGUUUGCCUUCAAAAAUGCUCCGCGUUGUUCUUUUCGCUGCUAUCCUCGUAUUUUCUAUUGCUAAUUCAGAAAUUAUAGAUAAGAGUUUGGAACAAUCGGGUCCAAUUCAAGAUUCUUCAAAUUUUGCAUUAGCUGUGAAUGGUGAAGAACUUCCAACCGACAUAGCCCUGGAAGGCCAGUCUGAAGUUAUGAUUCGCGCCAAGAGAUAUUAUGGAUGCGGUUGUGGGUGUGGAUGUGCUACUGUAGCUGCAGUGUCUCCAGUUCCAUGUGGAGGAUGCUGUGGAUGUGGAUAUGGAAAGUAAAUCGUCGUUAAAUAAUAUUUAAUACCAUGCUUUCAUCAUAAUUAUUAUUUCCUAUAAAGUUGGCGCCAAUGUUU